GGGCUGUACCGCCCGGGCGAGGACGCCGUGUGGGUGCUGGACAGCGGCGGCGUGCGCGGGGCCACAGCCAACAGCUCGGCCGCGUGGCUCGUGCAGUUCUACUCCUCGUGGUGCGGCCACUGCAUCGGCUACGCGCCCACCUGGCGGGCCCUGGCCGGGGACGUGCGAGACUGGGCUGCUGCCAUCCGCGUGGCCGCUCUAGACUGCGCCGCGGAGAAGAACCACGAUGUGUGCCGGGCCUACGACAUCCGCCUCUACCCCACCUUCCGGUAUUUUAAGGCAUUUACAAAGGAGUUUACAAUUGGAGAAGAUUUUAAAGGAGCUAACCGAGAGCUGCCGACAGUGAGACAAAGCAUGAUCGACUUCCUGCAGAAUCACACGGAGGGAGGCCGGCCCCCUGCCUGCCCUGCUCUGGAGCCUAUUCUGCCCAGUGACAUUCUGUCUCUGUUUGACAACCGUGGUGGCCAUUACGUGGCUGUUAUAUUUGAAAGCAACAGCUCCUACGUUGGACGAGAGGUGAUUUUGGACUUGGUCCCCUAUGAGAACAUGGUGGUGAAGAGAACACUGGACUCGGAUCGAGCGUUUCUUGAGAAACUUGGCGUGACUUCAGUUCCUGCGUGCUACCUGAUUUAUCCAAACAGGACACGUGGCUUCGUUAACAUUGGGAAGCCUCUCCGGUCGUUUUUCUCUGCUUACUUGAAGUCACUGCCGGGCGUGAGGAAAAAAAUACUCUUGUCACCUGAGAAGCCAAGCAGAGAAGAGAAUGUCGGAACCACGGUCUGGAGGGAAUUUGAUAAGGCCCGGCUGUACACCGCGGACCUCGAGUCUGCGCUGCACUACCUCCUCCGGGUGGAGCUGGCUGCCCACAGGUCGCUGGCGGGGGCGGAGCUGAAGACCCUCAAGGACUUCAUCACACUUGUUGCCAAGCUGCUCCCCGGCCGGCCGCCCGUCAUGAAGCUCCUGGAGAUGCUGCAGGAGUGGCUAGCCAGCCUGCCCCUGGACAGGAUCCCCUACGAGGCUGUCCUCGACCUGGUCAACAACAAGAUGCGGAUUUCUGGACUAUUUCUCACCAGUCACGUCAAGUGGGUUGGAUGUCAAGGAAGCAGACCGGAGCUGAGGGGCUACCCGUGCGCCCUCUGGCAGUUGUUCCACACCCUGACGGUUCAGGCCGCGGCCCGUCCGGAAGCACUGGUCGACACGGGUUUCGAGGGCGCCCCCCAGGCGGUGCUGCAGACCCUGAGGAGGUACGUCCGCACCUUCUUUGGGUGCAGAGAAUGCGGGAAGCAUUUUGAGGAGAUGGCACAGGAGUCCCUGGACACGGUGAGGACCCCCGACCAGGCAGUGCUCUGGCUCUGGAGGAAACACAACGUCGUGAACAGCCGCCUGGCAGGCCUUCCGAGUGAGGACCCCAGGUUUCCCAAGGCCCCGUGGCCCACCCCGGAUCUCUGCCCGGCCUGCCACGAGGAAGUCAAGGGCCUGGACAGCUGGGACGAGGGCCAGGUGCUUGUCUUCCUGAAGCAGCACUACAGCCACGCCAACCUCCUGGACACGUACUCUGCAGACCCCGGGGGUCCCGAUGAGGAGGGGGAGAGAGGACACCCUGCCCCACAGAAGUCCCGCAGCAGCCAGCACCCCGGGAGUCUCCGUCCGCCGGAUGCACUGGGCUCCCAACCCCAACCGUCGGAGAACUGGGCCCACAGACCGGACGUCAGGGCCCAGAGCCCACGUGGAGCUGGGGCCCGCAUGGAGCCCGCCGCCGCAGUGCCCUUUCUGGGGGCCGGCUUCUCCAGCCUGGACAUGAGCCUCUGUGUCCUGCUCUACGUGGCCUCGUCCCUGUUCCUAAUGGUCAUGUGCUUCUUCUUCCGCGUGAGGUCCAAGCGCUGGAAGGUCAAGCACUACGCCCCCGGGGUGUAGGUGCUUGAGGCGCUGCCUACCUGCCUGCACAGCUUUGCUCACCGUCGGGGAUUUCACAGUGUCCACAGAGCGCCACUCAAGCACCUGCCGGCUCCUCCCUGGGUGGGACGUGGGGUGUUUUUGGUGGAGCGUGUGCACUCCGGGCUUCCUCAGUCUGCCCUUCCAGAUCUGUCACUGAAAGAGCCCUUCUGGUUCACACUUCUAGGUCAAAGGGCAGGAGGCCAGGCCCAAUGAACAGACGCCCCGCUCUUCUGUCUCAAGUUUACAAACAACACGUAGCAUUCCAAGGCCCCUC
Molecule: messenger RNA, 2209 nt
Organism: Trichechus manatus latirostris (Florida manatee)
Lineage: Eukaryota; Metazoa; Chordata; Mammalia; Sirenia; Trichechidae
Gene: QSOX2
Product: quiescin sulfhydryl oxidase 2
Exons: 12
Biological process (GO): protein folding
Cellular component (GO): Golgi membrane
Molecular function (GO): flavin-dependent sulfhydryl oxidase activity; protein disulfide isomerase activity
Source: RefSeq, a predicted model, not a curated record